AUGGUGGUUUCACAGAAUGAUGAGAUUCCUAUUGGGUGGCCAUUUGGUCUUGGUGUUCUGAAUAUGAGAUUGAGAGUUGUGGAAUCACUUCCGGCAAACAAUGUUUCAGCUGAGCCUUACUUAUUGUCAUUGCAUAUUCCUUCCACGAGUUUUUCUUCAGUUUCUUCCUCCAACCUUGAUACUGAGUCAACAGCAUCAUUCUUUAAAGACAGCAGUGUAUCCCUCGGGCAUCUAAUUGGAAUCAGACCAGGUGAAAGAAAACGCUUAUACUUCACAAACCAACUAAGAUUCGAAGAAAAAGAGAAAAAAACUUGUUCUAUUGAUGCCUCUAAAUCACAAGAAGUUAACAUGUCCUGUGGAAUUUGCAUUACCUCAAUACUUGAUCCUCUGCUAAUAAAGAUUAGCAAAAGUAAGAAAAAUUUAAGGAACUAG
This is a messenger RNA of Lathyrus sativus (Indian pea), 432 nucleotides long. NCBI's taxonomy places the organism in Eukaryota, Viridiplantae, Streptophyta, Magnoliopsida, Fabales, Fabaceae. The record is from the annotation of a GenBank genome assembly.